AUGCACUUCCCACUGCCGAAACCCAUCCACGGGCAGAUCGCACAAGUGUAUUCCCAAAUCAGCAAUCCGGCUGCAACCUCACUCCUCACCAUCCCGGCCGAACUCCGCAACCAGAUCUACGAAUACGUACUGGUCGACGAUAGGCCUAUUGUGAUUGUGGACAACGCAGACGACUCAGCAAUCAAAACCAGCAGCUUCUCAGGAAGCCCGGCCAUCAUUCAGACUUGCCGCCAGAUCUACCAUGAGGCAAUUGGUGUUCUCUACUGUCAAAAUGUCUUCCGAUUUGACUAUAGGGUACUGUGUCAUCAAAACGGGAAAAUCCUCAAUAUCGGAUCGAGUCUGUCAAACCUGCGUACUGUUGCCUUCCGCAUGGACAUGCCAGAUAUACCAGAUGAUUAUGACGAUCUUGCUUUCUGGGAUCACUUUUACCGGUCCUCUCUGAAGAACAUCAAGAUCACGCCAUUGCUCGACGUCUUCUGGGAUGGAGUCGCAUGCGGUCUAUCAGUUCGUUUCGAGAGUACUAGGAAUCGCAAUAAUCCCUAUAUCUCCUCUUACCCUUCCCGGUUUGACGUCAAGCUUCUCACCAAGGUCAUAUAUGAGCUGGGAAAUAUGGACAAGCUGAGGUUGAUGAACGCACGCCGUUUAAUAAGCGACGUCGAAGUGGCUCCGAACGGCAAAAAAGGUUCCAUCGACUUUCGACCAAGUAAUGGUAAGGCCGGUGUCAGACGGGGAUUCCAAUUAUCGAAGAACACCCAGGGAUACGUACUUACACCGAGCCAUCCUAAACUUCUCGAUCUACCUUGCAAGAUACUUAAACGCAUUGCUACGUCUGUGUACAGCAACCAUGAGGUCACAUACGACUUCAACACGGGUGUCUCGCAUGGGCUCAAUUUCAGUAUGCUCGACGUCAAUUCCCACUUCCGUAGGAUGGUGCUCAUGGUCUUUCAUCACCAAAGCCGUUUUGUUAUCAUCCUGGGCUCAGCCAAUCUCUCCUCUUCCGAGGCCAUGUUUGAGAAACUUGAGCGCCGAACUGCAGACUAUUACACCCCAUACGUGGGUAGACUGCAGCGCUGUACACCAAUCUCAGCAUCCCAGAUGUACAGGAUUGCGCCGACCAUCGUUCUGCAAUUCCAGACGGACAAGCCGCUAAGCCAGGCGAAAGUUCGUGUCGACGCAAGGGAUCUGCUGCGGGCCACUUCCGUCUUCCCCGCCGACACCACCAUCAUCGUUCGCGUCUGCGGUCUUGAUGAGACCCAGGACCACACUACAAGAUUGGGCGAGAUCCGGAAGCAUGUCUUGGUUCUAAUGGAGGACUCAUUGAGUUUCAUGCUGGCGGCUCGCGUUCUUAGGGUAGAGAUCGAGCUCAACCACGACUGUCUCCCCGUACGGGUCACCUCCUGGGGCAAACUAGGGUUCCUCAGUGAUGUUCGGAAUUACGACAAGACGGUGGAAACAAUGGACACUACUUGGUUGCAAGAGAUGGUGAGGACGAGGGCGUGGACACCAGAGAGGCACAUGAAUGGGUUCUUGAGCUACGACAUGCCAGAAGGCUGGGAGGGCGAGACGCGAUACAGCCUUAUCAAGUGUCUCAAGAAUCUGUGUUCGUGAGUGGAAGAUUGGUAUGCACGGUACGAC
This is a messenger RNA of Alternaria rosae, 1635 nucleotides long. RefSeq lists its product as uncharacterized. Bases 1 to 1608 code for a protein of 535 amino acids. The record is from RefSeq and is a predicted model, not a curated record. The transcript is spliced from 2 exons. NCBI's taxonomy places the organism in Eukaryota, Fungi, Ascomycota, Dothideomycetes, Pleosporales, Pleosporaceae.